Molecule: messenger RNA, 2042 nt
Organism: Fukomys damarensis (Damara mole-rat)
Lineage: Eukaryota; Metazoa; Chordata; Mammalia; Rodentia; Bathyergidae
Gene: Clasrp
Product: CLK4 associating serine/arginine rich protein
Exons: 21
Coding region: 120-1967 (615 amino acids)
Source: RefSeq, a predicted model, not a curated record
UGCUCUGCUCCUCCUCUUCGCGCGGUUCCCCAUUUCCGCUUCCGGUGCGGGCAGCGCGCGAGCGCAGCAGUGGGAGGCGGCGACCAGCCGGUUGAGGCCCCCGGCUUGGCCUCAUCACAAUGUGGCACGAAGCUCGGAAACAUGAGCGGAAGCUUCGAGGCAUGAUGGUGGACUAUAAGAAGAGGGCAGAGCGGCGGCGGGAGUACUAUGAGAAGAUCAAGAAGGACCCAGCCCAGUUCCUGCAGGUACAUGGCCGAGCUUGCAAGGUGCACCUGGAUUCUGCUGUCGCUCUGGCUGCUGAGAGCCCUGUUAACAUGAUGCCCUGGCAGGGGGACACCAGCAAUAUGAUCGACCGCUUCGAUGUACGCGCCCACCUAGAUCACAUCCCUGACUACACACCCCCGCUGCUCACCGCCAUCUCCCCAGAACAGGAGUCAGACGAACGGAAAUGCAACUACGAGCGCUACCGAGGCUUGGUGCAGAACGACUUUGCCGGCAUCUCAGAAGAGCAGUGCCUAUACCAGAUCUACAUUGACGAGUUGUAUGGAGGCCUCCAGAGACCCAGUGAGGAUGAGAAGAAGAAGUUGGCAGAGAAGAAGGCUUCCAUUGGUUACACCUAUGAGGACAGCACGGUGGCGGAGGUAGAGAAGGUGGCAGAGAAGCCGGAGGAGGAGGAGUCACCGGCAGAGGAGGAGAGCAAUUCGGAUGAAGAUGAGGUCAUCCCCGACAUCGAUGUGGAGGUGGAUGUGGAUGAGCUGAACCAGGAGCAGGUGGCUGAUCUCAACAAACAGGCCACGACCUACGGCAUGGCGGAUGGUGACUUUGUCAGGAUGCUUCGGAAGGACAAGGAGGAGGCAGAGGCCAUCAAACACGCCAAGGCCCUGGAGGAGGAGAAAGCCAUGUACUCGGGCCGUCGCUCUCGCCGCCAGCGGAGAGAGUUCCGGGAGAAGCGGCUGAGGGGCCGCAAGAUCAGCCCACCCAGCUAUGCCCGCCGAGACAGCCCCACCUAUGACCCCUAUAAGAGGUCACCUUCGGAAUCCAGCUCUGAGUCCCGCUCCCGCUCCCGCUCACCAAGCCCAGGUCGUGAGGAGAAGAUCACCUUCAUCACCAGUUUUGGGGGCAGCGAUGAGGAGGCAGCUGCAGCUGCUGCGGCCGCUGCAUCAGGGGCCGCCACAGGGAAGCCCCCCGCACCCCCCCAGGCUGGCGGCCCCGCACCGGGACGCCGCCAUGCCCGCUCCCGCUCCUGGUCACGCUCCCGCUCCCGCUCCCGGCGCUACUCACGGUCCCGCAGCCAAGGCCGGCGGCACUCAGGCGGGGGUUCCCGCGAUGGACACCGCUACUCACGGUCGCCUGCCCGGCGCGGAGGUUAUGGGCUUCGUCGCAGAAGCAGGUGCGUGCUUAAGGAGGCCCGGCUGUUGGCCUUACUCGGGAACCGUAGCCGCAGCCCCAGCCAGAGCCGGAGUCGCAGUCGCAGCCAUAGCCGCAGCCACAGCCGCAGUCACAGUCACAGCCGCAGCCGUAGCCAUAGUCAGAGCCACUCACCGUCGCCCCCAAGGGAGAAGCCGGCCAGGCCAGCAGCAUCCCCUGCCGUGGGCGAGAAGCUGAAAAAGACCGAACCUGCCGCUGGUAAAGAGACAGGAGCUGCCAAACCCAAGCUGACGCCACAAGAGAGGCUAAAGCUGAGGAUGCAGAAGGCGCUGAACAGGCAGUUCAAGGCGGAUAAGAAAGCGGCUCAGGAGAAGAUGAUACAGCAGGAACAUGAGCGGCAGGAGCGGGAAGACGAGCUUCGAGCCAUGGCCCGCAAGAUCCGGAUGAAGGAGCGGGAACGCAGGGAGAAGGAGCGAGAGGAGUGGGAACGCCAGUACAGCCGCCAGAGCCGCUCACCCUCGCCUCGUUACAGUCGAGAAUAUAGCUCCUCCCGAAGGCGCUCGAGGUCCCGGUCUCGAAGCCCCCAUUACCGACAUUAGGCAGGGGCAGGGGCAGGGUGCUAGGCCCAAGCUGUGAUGCUGGUUUCUCUAGUGAAAUAAAGCAGAUGUUAUUUA